AUGAUGGGUGCUCGGCCGAUGAGAGCAUGUCACCGGACCUAUAACAUGACGCAAUCUUCCGAAGACGGCGGCAAGCAGACCUUCCCACUUCCAGCGGAGCAGUUCAGGCCCCUUCAGUCCGUAUUCCGUCGGCGGUUGCUCAACGGAAUCGGCGCCGCUUCUCUACUGGCUGUCGGCGCCAAUCUGGGAGGCGUAUCGAGCUUCCUGUUGAGCUUCUCGCCGGAGGCUGCUCGGAGCCUCAAGCUCGACGCGCUUUAUCCUGUCGGCGGCUACAGCCGGUACAUAGAUACGAAUGAGGGAUUUGGUGAGGUGAAUGAGCCGGUGGUAGCUUUCGGUCCGCCGGGGUCGACGGGAGAACUGAAUGUCAGUGUGAUUGUAUCGACUGUCCCCAUCGACUUCUCGAUUGAAGCAUUUGGAGGAGCCGAACGAGUCGGAGAAGCUGUGCUUAAGACGAUAACCGUGCCAAGUCGAGGCACGAGUGUGAAGGGAACAUUAAUAGGGUCGAGUGUGAGAGAGGGUCCUGAGAAAGGGGUUAAGUACUGUGUGCUCGAAUUUGGAGUUGAGAGCUCGAUUUUCCGGCGCCAUAAUAUCGCUGUAUGUUGCGCCCGAAAGGGAAGAUUGUUUACUCUAAAUGCUCAGGCGCCUGAAUCUGCUUGGCCCCAAUAUAAAGCACAGUUUUAUGUGAUUGCUGAUUCUUUCAUUUUAGUCUGA
Messenger RNA from Striga hermonthica, 711 nucleotides. The record is from the annotation of a GenBank genome assembly. Lineage: Eukaryota; Viridiplantae; Streptophyta; Magnoliopsida; Lamiales; Orobanchaceae.